Moneuplotes crassus is the source of this 1657-nucleotide messenger RNA. The record is from the annotation of a GenBank genome assembly. Lineage: Eukaryota; Ciliophora; Spirotrichea; Euplotida; Euplotidae.
UUUAAUAAUUUACUUAAAAUGGAAGACCCAAGCGACACAAAUUCCCAACACGAAUUCUCACCAAUCAAACAAGAAGCCCAGUUUACUUGGAACAAUGACGAGUCUUUACAAAGCAGUGGCAGUGAGGAAGCAGGAAGCCAGAACCCCGAAGACAUCAGCAAACUUCGAGCUCAGAACAGUUCUCUAGUCAAAGGAUCACCAAAUGGUCGCAACUCGAAGCUGUUUGAUUAUGGAGGACUCCAAAAUGCUCAACAAGAUCUUGACCCGUUCGGACAAGGCAAAGAUGUAAUUGCUAUGGAUUCGGAGCCCCAAGGAGACCGCACUCAAGAACUGACACAACUCGAAGAACUCGAUUUCUCAAACCAGCUCGACAACAAAGACUUCUUCAGACCGAAGCUCAAGGAAGUUUCGGCUCUGAGAACAAUCUGAGACUUUGUGAAGGCAAGCACUUCAUCUGAUAGUAUCGAGAUCAGCAAGAAGAACCACUCUUACUCAGUCGACAAACCCACUUUGUGGGGGAUCAACAGCAAGAUAUCAGACCACGAGUGUGAUGUGUUCUUGAAACAAAAUUUUAAACACAUUCCAUGGGUGUCUCCGAGCAUUGUCGGAGUGUCAAGUCCCAAACUCCAGUUGCAUAACGAAAUUGUGGAGUUCUACAAAGUGUUCGGACCAAACCCGAAGGAGAUGCACAACAGAGCCGAGUGUUUCAAGGCAGUGAAAUAAAGCCAUCAAAAGAUAUAUCAAGUCAAGGCCAGAAAUUAACUCCAAAGAUAUCAAAGUGAGAGUCUUCGGGUCUUCAUGCACAAACCUGUAUGUAAACUCAACAGUCAAACGGUACUACAAGUUGAUUCCGAGCGAUAUCGAUAUUGUUGUGAGCGGAAGCAUCCAGCUCAUGGACAUCCACAAUGCGCUUGAAGCAUGACCAGAACGAUUCGGAGACUGUCACCCGCUCAAAGCCAAAGUCUCAUUGAUCAAAGGCUACGACCACCACACCAACAUUGACUUUGACAUUUGUAUCAAUGAAAGCGACGGAGUCAAAGGCUCCAAACUUGUGAACCAGUUCAAGAAAGAGUUCCCCGAACUCAAGUACCUUGCAGUGAUCCUCAAAAUUUUGUUGAGCAUCCACGACUUAAACAAAACAUUUGAUGGUGGAAUCAGUUCAUUCGGCUUGAUCUUGCUCAUUGUGAGUUACUUACAACAACACAAAAACAGAAAGGCGCAACAAGAAGAUGCUUCUCCGACUCUGCUAUCUGAGCACCUUCUGAACCUGCUGAAGCUGUACGGUGUUGAUUUCAACUACAAGAAACUCGGAAUUUCAGUCAGAAAAGCUGGCUUUUACUACAACAGAAAUGACAAAGGCUUCGACAAUGGCUCCCAUGCAAGAUCAGCAUUGUCUCUGGAAAACCCUAUUAACACCGACUUGAACAUUGCAGUUGCAGCCCACAGGUUUCCUGAGAUCAUGAAGCUGUUUCGGGAGUGCCACUCCAAAAUAACAUUGCAAGAGCACCCAGUUGGACUCAGCAUCUUGGGUCUGAUCCUGCAGGCAUCGUAGGAUUGGAGACAUGCAGACUGGGUCUUCUUGCAUUGUAUCAAUAAUUUCAGACUCAACACUUGGAAACAGAGAGCUAGAUAAUUAAGCUGAAACUUAUUUCAACAA